This is a messenger RNA of Eruca vesicaria subsp. sativa (arugula), 1168 nucleotides long. The record is from the annotation of a GenBank genome assembly. Lineage: Eukaryota; Viridiplantae; Streptophyta; Magnoliopsida; Brassicales; Brassicaceae.
AAUCACUACAGCACAUCGAUCAUGUUUAUCAUCUAUAUUUGUGUCUUUCUCACAUCAACCAUUAUAGAUUCCAAUGGGCUAGCCAUGGCCCAGAAGUUGGAACCGAUUGGUGGGAAAGGGGGCAAGCAGUGGGAUGACGGAGCCGACCAGGACUAUGUAGCAAAGGUUUAUAUACGUGGUGGUCGUGAAGGAAUUCACUACAUCAAAUUCGAUUACGUCAAGGAUGGGCAAUCCAUAGAUGGAGCAACCCAUGGUGUUUCGGGUGAUGGUUUUACACAUACGUUAGAGAUUGACCAAUCCAAGUAUGAACACAUUGUACUUAUGGAUUGUUACUACGAUGUCAAAACCGGUGUGAUGCAAGCCCUUCAAUUCAAAACAAACCUGAAGACUUAUGACUUGAUUGGAUAUCCAAAGGGGGCUACUAAAUUUUCACUCGGAGUCGAUGGCAAGAUUAUCAUUGGUUUCCAUGGGUUUGCUGGAAGAUUCCUAAAUUCUCUCGGAGCAUAUGUAACAAAGGCUCCUCCUACUAAAUCGGAACUCGUAGGUGGUUUAUAUGGUGGGGUAUAUUGGGAUGAUGGUCCUAAUUAUGAUGGUAUAAGAAAGGUGUACAUUACUUAUACCAACACUCUUAUAAGGAGUAUAAGCACAGACUAUGACAAAGACGGUCGAGUAGUAACAUCUUCUCAUGGGAGCAAAGAUGGAGAGACCAAGGAGUUUGUAAUCGACUAUCCAAAUGAAUUUUUGACAUCCGUUGAAGGCACCUACAACACAAUCCCUGAUGAUGGCGUUUUGGUCGUUAGGUCAUUGAUCUUCAAAACAUCUAAAGGGAGAAUUUCUCCCACGUAUGGAUUUGUGUCUGGUACCCAGUUUGUGUUGGAGAAGCAAGGUAAUGUUAUUGUAGGGUUUCAUGGACGUGAUGGUGGUGCCUUCGAUGCUAUCGGAGUUUAUUUCUCACCGAUUAUUACUUCGUAAUUGAUUACUAUGAAUAUCACGAAUGAUUAGGGUUCCAUAGUCAUGAGUUAGAACGGUUUGACCAUGGUGCCUUAGUGCUUUCUCGUAUGUCUUACCUACUUUAAUGUACGUGUUUUAUCACUCUAAUGUUGCUUAAAUAACUUGUGUUACUUUUCGAUCCUGCAAAUCUCAUAUAGUAAAACAAGAUUUCAAGUAA